GAGGGAAUCCCAAAAUGGUGGACGAAGAUAAAUGAUGGAUGAAGAACUAGAGGAAAAGACAGUAAAUAGAGCUGCAAGAGAAGGAGAUAUUUUGUCACUGAAAACUUUGUUGGAAAAUGGAGCAGAUUUAGACUGUAGAGACAACAGAGGCUGGUACCCCAUACACGAGGCUGCCUUUGGUGGCCAUACUGAGUGCUUGCAAACGCUGCUAAACCAUGAAAAUUGCUGUGUGAACUGGGAGGGAUUCCAGAAGGAGACCCCAUUAUAUGUUGCGGUAAAGGCGUGCAAUGAAUCUUGUGUUAAUGUUCUUCUUAGUCACCAGGCUGACCCUAAUAUUCUCAAUCACAUGGAGGAGUCACCACUUUACCAAGCUGUACUGCAAGGCAGUAUGAAUAUGGUUGAGAAGCUGUUAAGGCAUGGAGGGAAUGCUGACCAGAAGCAGUACACUGGAGAUGCCCCUCUACAUGUAGCUGCCUCAAAUGGCAAUUUAGGUAUUGUAAAGUUACUGCUAGAAUAUGGUGCAAUACAAGACACAGUGUCAGACUUCAACAUGACCCCCCUGUUCCUAUCUGCAAGGUUUGGCCACGCCCAUGUACUAAGCUACCUUAUAGGAAGUGCCAAGGCAGCAGGCCAGGGGUAUUUAGUGGACAAGCAGGCUGAAGAUGGGGCUACUCCGUUGUACCUUAGUGCCCAGAAUGGAAAUUCUGAUUGUGUUCAGAUCCUGCUAAAAGAGGGAGCUGAUCCUCAUUUUAAAACAUCUGAGAAAGAUUGUGAGGCCAUGCCACUCCAUGCUGCUGUACAGUUUGCUCAUAAAGAGUGUGUAGGACUGCUAUGUGACGUGACAGACAUAGACCUUUGUUGCAAGUGUGCUGUAGGGACUCCCCUUAAGUUUGCAAUUAAUGAUCAGAACAAUGGGGACUGCCUCAAACAACUCAUUGAAAGAGGCUAUGACAUUAACAGCCAAUCUGUUACCUAUCAUGGUUUGGAGAAUAGUAUUUUCACAAGACCCUUUCAAAAAUCUUGCACAGAAUUUACAUUUCUUACAUGGACAUUAUUGAGUAACUACCACGGAUCUACUGCAUAUCCAAAUAUGGUAAAGAUUCUACUAGAUAGUGGAGCUCACGUUAACUCUACCAAAGACACUGAACUGCCUCCCUUGUUGGCUGCAAUCAUACGGCAUGUUGGCAAAGACAUUCUGGAACUUCUUAUAACAUAUGGAGCUGAUGUUGAAGUACACCACCCUAGUGUGAGAAUAAUUGACAAUAUGUCCAUGGCUUUAAAGUUAGCAUUGAUGGUAAAGAAUUUAACUGCAGUUAGAGUACUUUUGGAACAUAAUGUUACGCCCCCGAACCCCCAGUAUAGCCAAGGUAGAGAGAGAGAAAUAAUGAUGAUAUUCUGGCACAGGUGUUAUCAGCAUACAGGGGAGACUACAUCUGGGAAAGCAAGGAGUCUAUGGUCUCCAAAGGGUCUUAAACAUUUAUCAAGGUGCAAAAUAAGAAGAAGCCUGGGAACUACGAAGUUCAAAGAAAGACUCUCUCAGCUGUCCACUUGUCAACCUCCAAUACUGCCACAUUUAAUGAUGGACUAUUUAGAGUAUAAAUAUGAACUUGGGGAGUAACAGGAUGCCACUGUCUAAAACAAAAUUUACUCUCAGCGCAUGUCACAAGAAAGUGAUUGAUUAAUAUAGAGAAUCUCUAAAUAUUUAUUUUAUGUGGAAUUAUCCAGAAUUGCAUGGAUUCUACAAAAAACUCUCCAGAAAAACAUCAUAAUAGCAGAAGUGUAUUUUUGCAACAAAUCAAGAUUCCUUUGUUAAAAUUUUGUUAUUUUAAUUAGCUUAAAGUUUUCUGAAGAGUAUUUAGUAUCAGGUGUAUCCUGAUAAAGUUGGUUGAACAUUAUUGGUUAAAAUAGUUAGAGUACUGGAAUUCUUAAACAUUUUUAACUUUUACACAUUGUACAAUGUAUAAUGUUUGUAGUACUGCAGUACUGUGUUUGAUAUUUGUUAUGAGUGUUUCAAUCUCAGUUAUUUUUCUUUCUUGCCAAUUGUAGGCUACUGGAUUGAGUUCAGUAUGUAGUUAUCCCAUCGAACAAAGUUCGAAGGGAUAUAGGGAACGC
Owenia fusiformis is the source of this 2112-nucleotide messenger RNA. Lineage: Eukaryota; Metazoa; Annelida; Polychaeta; Sabellida; Oweniidae. The record is from the annotation of a GenBank genome assembly.